AUGUCUUUCCUAGAGCACAUGGUCAAUGAUCGGUUCGAAACCGGAUCCAAUGAUAAUGAUGAAAACGAUUCCAUCCAUUUACAACAUGUUAAUAAUCCAUCGUUACAAUCUCCGAUUCCUAGCAUUCAAGCUAUUCCGCAGGGGCACAAUCAAAGAAAUUCUCAAAGUGACGUUUAUCAACCAAUUCGACAACGACAAGUUUCAACUUAUCAAAUCAGCGUUCGUCCUUAUGUGUCUGCUGUACACCCAAGGAUUAGACGACGUUCGUAUCAAUUGAAUCGUACCUUUACCCUUUCUCAAAGCGUUUCUGCUAUGAGAAGUAACUUUGUACAACCUCCUCCUCAACAACGGCAAACGGACAAUCGCUCUUACCGCUACUGA
Funneliformis caledonium is the source of this 381-nucleotide messenger RNA. The record is from the annotation of a GenBank genome assembly. Lineage: Eukaryota; Fungi; Glomeromycota; Glomeromycetes; Glomerales; Glomeraceae.